This is a messenger RNA of Oryzias latipes (Japanese medaka), 4947 nucleotides long. Lineage: Eukaryota; Metazoa; Chordata; Actinopteri; Beloniformes; Adrianichthyidae. The record is from RefSeq and is a predicted model, not a curated record.
ACCAUAUUGCUGCCGUAUCACUGCUGCGUCACAGGCACUGUUUGGAAUUGAGCUGUGACGGUGUGGGAUUAUUGAUCACCGCAGUAUUCUUUGUUAACAAAUAACAGUAACAACUAACUACUAACUAUCUAGCUAAUGAACUAACUAUAUAGAUGUUGUAGAAUGAGUAUGUGUGUCAGUGCUCUGCUGUGUAAGAGGAAGGAGCGGAGAAGCACAAGAGUGGGUGAGAGCGUUCCCUCUUACGCUGCACGAGCUCUCCCCUCCUUCUUACACACCCAGCACAUGGUUUCCGCACAUACACAGCCUCAUUCUACAACACACGUUUCAAUGUGGGCCCAUGCAUUUUAUGUAUGUACAAAAUGUUUUAUCCUUUAAAAAUGUGAUAAUCAGGUGCGCUCUAUAGUCCGGAAAUUACGGUUCUUGCCAUCAGUAUGCUACUUAGAGCUCAUUUCAAGUGUAGAAGUUUUAAUUUUGAGCAAAUUUUGUUACAAAGCUUUGCAGAUAAAAAGGGUUUCAGUGUAUUUUAUUUUGAGCUUUUCUACUUUCAAAAGGCAAAAUUAUUAUUGAGUCUCAAAGAAUGGAUUUACUGCAGUGUUUCACUGGCACUGGGGGUCUGUUGACAGCAUGAUUAAAAAACACCUUCCUACCACUAGAUGUCAGCCAGACUCCAGACAUUCUAAUGUUUUUACUGCAUUGCCCUCAAUACUUUUACUCAUUUGCAGCUGAGAAACAAGGAGAGAAUUGGAGAAGAAGGGGAAAGUUUCACAAAGACAUCCAGGAUUGAAGGAUUUUUCUGCGGCAUGCUCCUGAAAUAAAAAAAAAGCACAAGUGGAGGGAGGCAGUAAAGUUCAUCUUAUGCUAGUCUACGCUGGACUCAGAGAUGAGACAGUGUCAUCAACCCUCCUGCUUUGUCUUUGCUCUCCUCAAACUUUGAACUACACUCAAAGCUCCUGCAUGGAUAACUGCUUUUGUCUUCUGCCAACAUCUGUGGAGCACUAAAAGCUGCAAGGAGAACUGUUUUAGAGUGGUCAUUUUUGUUGUGUUAUCACUUUGGGAGUUUUUUUUUUUUUUUUGUGAGGUUGGAAUAAUGUCUCCAUGUUGGAGGAGAAGUUUUCUGUCUCUGCUGAUGUUUAUUGCAAUGCUGUAUAUUCUUACUGCUGAAAGUGCUGGACCAAGCAGCGGCACCAGGCAAGAUAAGGCAUCUUCAUGCUUUGGAGGCUUUGAUCUCUACUUUGUUUUGGACAAGUAAGUUCACAAACACUCUUAACCAGACACUCGUGCGGAGAAUUGAUGAGUCUGAUGAGGCUGUUGCAAUAAUAUGUCUAUGAUUUCUGAACUGUUAAUAGUUUUAAAAUGUAAAAUGCAUAAUAUUUGCAGUAAAUUAUUGUGUGCUGCUUUUGUAGUUUACAAUGCAAACAGCAUAGGCUGCUUUUUAUUAUUUUAUUGUCAUUUUUAUUUUUCAUGCAGAAAAACUAAUAUUGUUAAUUGUAUGACAAACUAAUUUUAUGUUAUAUUUAAAUGAUGAGAAAAAACUUUGUUUGAGCACUUCACUUUUUGCAGGGAGAAACUCAUUUUUUGAGCAACCCAACCUGUUUCUUCUGAGUGAACAGUCUUGACAUUUUUUUCUCUUUUUUUGCUUGAUGAUCUGGAAGUGUGCAGAACCAUUGGAAUGAGAUUUACUACUUUGUUGAACAUCUAGCACAUAAAUUCACAAGUCCACAGUUGCGAAUGUCCUUCAUUGUGUUCUCCACAGAGGGACGAAUCCUGAUGGGCUUGACAGAUGACAGAGAACAAAUUCGUAAAGGUUUGGAGGAGCUCUACGCAGUCCGCCCAGGAGGUGACACUUUCAUGCAUGAAGGCCUCUUGAGGGCUAGUGAGCAGAUAUACUAUGGAAAUAAAGAGGGUUAUCGCACGGCCAGUGUCAUCAUAGCUCUGACAGAUGGAGAGCUGCAUGAGAAUCUUUUCCACCAUGCUGAGAGGGAGGUGAGAGAGAACAGGAAGGAGUACGACCAGGCCAACCGCUCCAGAAGUCUGGGUGCCUCCGUUUACUGUGUGGGAGUGAAAGACUUCAAUGAAACACAGCUGGCAAAGAUUGCAGACGGCAAAGACCAUGUCUUCCCUGUAAAUGAUGGGUUCAACGCUUUGCAGGGAGCAAUCGAUUCAAUCCUUAAAAAAUCCUGCAUUGAGAUCCUGGCAGCAGAGCCCUCUAGUAUCUGUGCAGGAGAGUCCUUUCAGGUGGUUGUGAGAGGAAACGGGUUUCUGCACACCAGAAAUGUUAACAAAGUCUUGUGCAGUUUCCGAAUCAAUGACACCUCGACAAAGACAAUGAAGCCUUUGAUUGUGGAAGAUUCCUAUCUGCUCUGCCCUGCGCCUGUGCUACAGGAUGAGGGAAUGGCAGCAAACCUCUAUGUCAGUAUGAACGAUGGUCUCAGUUUCAUCUCCAGUUCAGUCACUAUUACCUCUUUGAGCUGUUCUGAUGGGACUCUCCUGGCCAUAGCGUUGCUCUUCCUCAUGCUGCUGCUGGUCUUGGCUUUGCUCUGGUGGUUCUGGCCUCUUUGCUGCACUGUGAUCAUUCAUGAGCCUCCACCACCACCUGAGGAGGAAAGCUCGGAUGAGGAAGAUUUUGAUGCUCCUAAGAAGAAGUGGCCAACUGUGGAUGCUUCCUACUAUGGAGGAAGAGGAGUAGGAGGAAUAAAAAGGAUGGAGGUUCGAUGGGGUGAGAAGGGUUCCACCGAGGAAGGAGCAAAGCUGGAAAAAGCCAAAAAUGCAAAGGUGAAGAUGCCUGAGCAGGAGUAUGAGCUGUCACCUACUCGGGUUCUCAACAACGGCAUGCACAAACCUCCAGAACCACGCAAGUGGUACUCACCUAUUAAGAGCAAAUUAGAAGCUUUGUGGGUACUUCUGAAAAAAGGCUAUGAUCGAGUCUCUAUAAUGAGACCUCAUCCCGGGGACAAGGGCAGAUGCAUGAACUUCACCCGGAUUAAGUCUCCACCUCACUAUCCUCACUACAAUCAAAAGCCUCCAUCCAUCUAUAACCCCCCCAACAGGAGUCCCCCUUCACCUCCUCCAAAUCCAGGCAGCCCACUGUCAUUUUCCUUCUCCAAACUUCCAUCGCUGCCAUCAACGCCAAUUUCCUCCAGUCCCUCACCUUCCGCUCAACCUCCCCUUUACACGCCCCCGCCCCAUCGAGCUCUUCCUUCACCCAGCCUGCAGCUCCCCUGUCCACCAGCACCCCCACCCUCCCCUCCUCCCUGUCUCCCACCAGCUGGCACACUGCCCCCUCCUCCUGGGCGAGCUCCUCCUCCUUUGCGCCCGCCGCCACGUCCAGAUCUGUAGAGCGCCGUCAAGAGGGAGGAGAGCAACACCUGAGACUGAUUCACAGUCGUUGAUGUAUUCACAGAGGAAAAGUGAGCCCCUGGGGCCACACUAGCUGUGGAUUUUAUGUGAAGAGGCAAAGCAAGGACGCUUUCUUUCAGCCAUUGGUCUACAGGGACUUUGUACACAUGUAGCCUAACAGUGCAAUUACUAAAAUGCUUGAAUUAUUCUUCCCAGACUUUGGCAGUUACCUUUAGACUUCUCCACAGACAGUCCAUAUAAUGGAGGUCAGGCAGCAAGGAGCUUUGAUGCUGCUGUUGACCCAUCUGCAAAGAGGACAGUGGAAGAGUCUUGAUUAGCAGAGGAACAAUCAUGCACAACACUAAUAUGCCUGUGGGUUUAUCCAUACACAGAGUCAACCUGCAGUGUCUUUUUUUUGUGCUUCUAAUGAGGAUUAAAUAUUCUGCAGAAAGUAAACUAAGAUGAAUCUGAGGAGACUAGGCAUCAGACUCUUGAAUGUUAAACAACUGCAUGCAGGACUGUUUGAAGGUUUACAUUUAUGGAAUCGCUUUUACAAGUGUAUUUCUGUUCCAAGCACAGCAUUUUUUUUACAACAUAACAAAUUAUGGGACAGUGUUUAAAAUCAGUUAUACCUAUGAAGCAAAAAGAAUAAUAAUCUCCAAGGAAUGCCAGUAAAUUUUGGGCUUAAUCUCACCAUCCAAACUCAUAUAACCCAAGGUGAAAUGCAACAAGUAUAGAAAAUGGACUCACAAAUUAGAGAUUAGGAGAUUUCUGAGGGAGGAAACUGCAAAUGCCUUAAUUUGUAUCAAGACAAUAUUUGUCUCUGUCAUGUCAACCUAAAGCUGCAACAUGUUUUAAAAAUACAAAAUAUUGUAUAUUUUUUAUGUAUGUCUUUUGAUAGCUCUUUUGUACUUUUCCAUUUAUAUUCCUUGAAAAAUCUGAGUGUAAAGAAAAAAAAGAAGUCUGGACUGCAUCUGGUCAGGUUAGUACAUGCAGGAGGCAUGCUGGUGCAUUUUCUCCAGAACCUGGUCUAGAUCCAUCUGGUGGGUUGCACAUUAUAUAAAACCUCUUCUCAGAUCUAUCACUGCAUUCACUGACGUGGUUAAAAAAGUUGCCAGCACUUACUCUACUUUAGAUCCAAGUCAUCAUGUUUAAAAUGAGGCAGAUUUUUUUUUUAAAAGCUGGGAAAUGUUUUUGUUCUGUUCAAUAAUGAAGUUAAAAUAUUUUACUUUCAUUUAUGUUUCAUGUUCACAUGUUAAAUGAUUUCUCAAAUAAAUGUAGGUUAUAAAAAGAGGCAAUAACUUUUGAUAAAUACGUUUUUUGUUGCAACAAUGUACAAUAUUUGGUCUUCACUGACUCCCAUAUUAUGUCAACCCAAUCUUAGUCACACAACUGCCUUUUUUCUGCUUACAACCGUAAACUAAUUCAAACUUGUGUGAUUUCUUCAGCUCUGUGUGUCUAGAUAUCCAAUCUGAGUGCAAUCAUAGACAUUUUAACAGUGCAUGUGCUGUAUCAUUGUGUGGAUAAAUGUCUCAGAAUCAGGGAAAUGCUUUGCAUACCAUAUUGUUUCCCCACCCACCGUUUCUAUUAAAGUUUUAUGUAAAUAAAGCA